Molecule: messenger RNA, 1452 nt
Organism: Hydra vulgaris (swiftwater hydra)
Lineage: Eukaryota; Metazoa; Cnidaria; Hydrozoa; Anthoathecata; Hydridae
Product: riboflavin transporter 2
Biological process (GO): riboflavin transport
Cellular component (GO): plasma membrane
Molecular function (GO): riboflavin transmembrane transporter activity
Source: RefSeq, a predicted model, not a curated record
CGAUUAAAAAUGGUUAGCGGAUAAAAUUUCUAAAAAUGAAGUUUUCUUGGUUUCUUGUGAUAUUCCGAAUCCCUACUUUUAAAAGAAGUUUAAUGGACGAUAACAGCGAACAUUCGCUGUCAGGGUUUUUUUCAAGUCGAGAACCUCUUAUAAAUAAUGUGUGCUGGAAAACGUACAUUCUUGUUUGUUUAUUUGGUAUUGGAUCAUGGGUAGCAAUAAAUGGAAUUUGGGUAGAGCUUCCGAACUUAAUUAAUGAUACUCCAGAAGGUUGGAAGUUGGCAUCUUAUUUAACUGUCAUAUGUCAAUUAGCUAAUAUUGGUCCUAUCUGUUAUAUUUUUUUACGUAGGCGUUUUCGUGGAGAACGUUUUGAGCGAAAUACCAUAUAUACUUUACUCGUAACAGGUAUUUUAUCAUGCACACUUUUGUUUAAAAUGUGGAAGAAGACAACAGUAGUAUUUGGCAGCAAUCGCAGUACUGCACUUUUAACGCUUACAUUUUUUCUUGCGUUAGUUGAUUGUACAUCAUCAGUCACAUUUUUGCCUUACAUGGCAACUUUACCAAGUCAAUACAUGAGUUCUCUUUAUAUUGGAGAAACAUUAAGUGGUUUCAUACCUGGUAUAGUUGCUCUUAUGCAAGGUGUAAAUUUAUACGAGUCAAACUCAACUUCAGUUUAUUAUAAAAACGUAAGUGAAAACACUUUUCAAAACAGUCAAAAUUUGGUUAAAGCGGCAAGAUUUUCACAGGAUAUAUUUUUUUUAAUUCUUGCAAUGAUGCUAUUUGCGUGCUUAGCUUCCUUUUUUUCUUUGAACAAACUUUCUAUUGUUUUAAAUCAAAAGCGAUUGGCUCUUCUUGAAAAUAAAAUGGAUUGUUUAAAACCAGGUAGAAUUUCAACAUUUAUGUUGCUAGCCAUUCUUACGUGGUUAAAUAUACUGCAAAACGGUGUAAUUUCAAGCAUUUCGAGCUACGCCCUUCAGCCAUAUGGGUCUAUGACAUAUCAUUUAGCUGUCACACUUGGCUCAUUUUCAUCAAGUUUUUCUUGUUUAUUGUUUCAUUGGGUAACAUUAAAAACAAGCAAAGUGGUUGUUAUUGGGACAAUAACUUACUCUCUCCUUUGUCUUUAUACUGUUGUGAUAGCACUUGAAAGUCCGAACCCGUGGCAAAAAGAUAAAGUAUCAGGAAAAUCUCUGAUGAUUUGCGUCUUCGUACUUGGUUCAUCAGUGGUAUCUUAUAGCAAAUUAUCAAUUGCUGCAAAUAUGAGAAAAUACGGUUCUAAAUUUUUGCUUUAUGCUGGAUUGUCCAACCAAGUUGGUUCUUUUAUUGGUGCUAUUGUAAUGUUUUUCGUCAUUAAUUUUACUGCAACUUUUAAAUCCUAGUUUUUUUAAAACUAAAAUAUUUGGCUUUAUUUUUUAACUCAGAAUAAAAGUUGUUAAGAACAGUUUUUAUAAUAAAUUU